Molecule: messenger RNA, 1195 nt
Organism: Mytilus californianus (California mussel)
Lineage: Eukaryota; Metazoa; Mollusca; Bivalvia; Mytilida; Mytilidae
Product: galactokinase-like
Exons: 7
Coding region: 105-1124 (339 amino acids)
Biological process (GO): galactose metabolic process; carbohydrate phosphorylation
Cellular component (GO): cytosol; cytoplasm
Molecular function (GO): ATP binding; galactokinase activity
Source: RefSeq, a predicted model, not a curated record
UUAAGUUUAAAUUCGGAAGCCUACCAAACAAAGCUUCAUGUGCACCAGGGAGGGUAAACCUAAUAGGGGAGCAUACAGAUUAUAACGAGGGAUAUGUUCUGCCAAUGGCACUACAAAUGGUGACGUUGGCUGUUGGGAAGACGACUGAUAGUGGUCUAUGCAGGGUCCUAACUUUAGCGGAUGUUGGGAAGGAUAAUUACGUAGAAUUUUCUUUACCUACUGAAGAUAAUCCUCUAAUUCCCAGAAAGCUACAUUGGGCGAAUUAUGUGACCGGUGUGAUAGCCCAUUAUUUUGGCCCGGUUGUUUCAUUUGAUGCAGUAAUUAUCUCGUCAGUACCUUUUGGUGGAGGGGUUUCCAGUUCUGCUUCCUUACAAGUGGCAAUAUACACUUUGCUUGACGAACUGAACAAUGUGAAGGAUAAUAAAGUGUCGAAAGAAGACAAAGCACGGAGGUGUAUGGAGGCAGAACACGAGUUUAUAGGUCUUAUGGAUGGUAUCAUGGACCAGUUUAUAUCACUGACAGCGAAACAGGAUCAUGCCCUUUUACUUGAUUGUAGAUCAUUAGAAAAUAAGCAUAUACCUAUGGUUGAUGAUUCCGUGGUUGUUUUAUUGAUAAAUUCCAACGUGUCUCAUGAUCUAAUACAUACAGAAUAUCCAAAACGAACAAGACAAUGUAAGGAAGUAGCAACAAUCCUUGGUGUCAACAGCUUACGGGAUUUGACAUUGAAAACACUGGAAGACAGAAAGGAACUGUUAGAGAACGUGUUAUACAAGCGAGCACAUCAUGUUGUAACGGAAAUAGCACGAACAACUCAGGCAGCUGAGGCAUUAGAGAACAACGACUUCGCAACAUUUGGACGACUGAUGGUAGACAGUCAUAUAUCAUUGAGAGAUGAUUAUGAGGUAUCCUGUGAUGAGUUAGACGAGUUAGUAGAAGCUGCUUUAGAGAUGGAUGGUGUUUAUGGUUCUCGGAUGACGGGUGGGGGAUUUGGUGGUUGUACUGUCACAUUAGUGAAAAGAUAUAACGUUGAGUCAAUUAUUCAUCAUGUUGAGGCAGAAUACUCAAAGUGUGCUACUUUUUAUGUUUGCAAACCUUCUGAUGGUGCUAGAAGAAUUACAUUGUGAACUACUGAUAUUAUUAAGCACAAAGCUUUAAAUUAUACAUCAAUAAAUACUGUUAAUGCAGUGUACCAUCA